UAUUCCGAAAAUUUUGUUAAUAACAUUGUAUUCUUUUAGACCUUACAAAUCAACUGCAUAUAAAAUGAGUUUAAAAGAUUUUGAGACACUGAAGAAAAGAUUAAGGUCUGGGAUAGGUAGGAUUGAGUAUCAGCUCCAUCUGCAGGAUUUCAACGAGCAGAGGGUUUCCAAGAAGGGCGAGGAGAUUAUUGAAACGCUGACAGAAUCCAUCGAGGACAUCUAUACAGAAAAGCUAAACGAGGUCAAGUCUCUCAAAUCCCUGAUGCUUGCAGAUUUAGAUCUAGUGAAAGAUCAGAUUAGGAUAGAGUCUUCACAGAUCAAGGAGAUGAUGUCCAAAAAGAAUAAAGAGUACUUGGAGCUGUUAAGUCUCUGCAACUCAGUGAUUAAGAGCAAGGACCUGGAGCAGUACGUCUGGAUGUUCAGGAAGCUUGACCAGCUGGACCUGGAUGAGAACCUGAAGGAGUUGAGAGUUCAAGUUCCGGAAUUAUCUCAAGAAACCGGAUAUAAAAUCAUCUGCCCUUUAUAUUUCUUCGACUUUUCAAAUGACAAAAGAGGGAAUUCUGCUGAUGAUAGUGAGCUUACAUCUUCAUUCACUGCAGGUGGUAAGGAUCAACCCUACACUACCACAAAAGGACCUGAAGGAAACCACUCCCCCACUUAUAAAGCUAGGCAUGGAGAAAACUUCUCUCCCACUGAAGAUAAAAUUGAAUCAAACCAAUUUCUAGCUGGGAAGAAAAUUAAAUUAUACCAACUCGAAACGACAUCUGUAUCAAACCAAACCAUAGAUAGACCCGAAACAAACCUUCAGCAUAUUAAAACCUACCCAGCUGUAGAUGGAACUGAAGUUAAUCUACCCUGUCACAAUAUUAGAUUUAGAGCCGACCAAUUCCCAGGAGGAAAUCAACCUGAAGAGAAUUUAUCAUAUUACAAAACAAAACACGAGAUAACCCUAUCACAUAUUAUAGAUAGACAAGGAGCAAAUCAAACUAGCUCUGGAGAAAAUCAAUCUCUACUUGGAGCAAGGGCUGCAAGACGUGGUGGAACCUCUAACGGAACUAGAGCUGGAGUAAACCAACUCAGGGUCGAAGAAAGACCUGGUUUAAGUGACUUUUCUCCAGCUGGAGAUGGAUCAACUGUUAGACAUAAAUCUGAAGCAAGGCCAUCCUAUACCGAACCCAGACAUGGCGCAAACAAAUCCCCAACUAUAGUUGAUCCUGGAGCAAACCACUCUAUUAGCAAAACGAAAUUAGAAUCGAACCUAUGCUAUAACAACACUGUAACUGAAGCCAAGGAACCUCUUGCUGUACCAGGAUACAGAACAAACCCUGCUACCACAUAUAAUGCUCACGUUGAAGAGAAGAGACUUUCACUUGGUUCUUCCAGAUUAACAAAAAAGAAUCAGAGGGUUUUAUUACAAGGAUUGGGAUUAAACUUAAAGAGUUCUAGUGAUCAAUCCUACUCAGAGAGUGAAGUUGAGCAGUCCAUGGACAGUCUGCCCCCGGGAUACAAGUACUCAGUGGAGGUUAUUGGUGGCAGGGUUGGGCAUUUUUAUGUAAAACUGAACAAAAGCAAGUUCAGUUGUGAGCUUGAAGGAGUAUCUGAUUCUAAGGAAAUUAAUGCGGAUUUCAAGAAAAUUCUCGCAGCAAACUCCUGCAUUAGGGUUCAGGUAAUUCAAGUGGAUAAGAAGGCUAAACAUCGAGUUAACCUCUUCUUAUGCUCUAAACAGAACCAAGAUGAUUGUCAGGAUAUCCGGGAACUCUUCAAGUUUCUGGGAUACUCGGUGGAAAUGUUUAUGAGUAGUAGUGCAGGGGUAUCUAUAUCGGCGCUGGGCUCUUUCUUCCACCUUUUCCCUCUUGGGACAGAGAGAAAGGUGUUCUACGCUUCAGAAACAGUUGGUGAAAAUGUCCCUGUUACUCCUGACAACAUUCUUGUGUUUUCUGAUGACCCAUCCGUUCAACAUCUUCUGCAGCAACUUGAAUGCAUCCAGGAUGAGUACCUUAAGUAUGGUGUUAGACCUGCUGGACCUGUCAAACCUGAUGAUAUUAUUGUAGUUCAAGCAGAAGGAAUAUUCUACAGAGGCAGAGUUCUAAGCUUCAAUUCUCAGGAAAGGAGAGUGCGAGUUAGAUUUGUUGAUGUUAAUGGAGAGAUUGAAGUAUCUUGGUGGGACUCCUACACCCUUCUUAAACAGUUUAACAUACCUCCGGUUCUUGUAAUGACAAGGAUGUUCAAUGUAGGACCAAAAGGCGAUGUAUGGAAUGAAGAAGUUUCUGAUGCCCUGCACACUCUACUGAUUAGUGAAUCUCUAACCAUGAAGGUUGAGAAGGUUUUAGAGGAUGGACUUCUGGUAAACUUCUACAGCAGGGAGGACAGUCUUCGUUUCAAUGUUGAAAAGCGUCUGUUUAACAUGGGACUUAUUGAAAGAUUGGAUGGCAACCUCAGAAAUAUAUCAGCUGAAACCUCUGACAAUAUUGAUGUUGUAAUUGAGGAGGUUAGAGACAUUCCUUCUAGAGAAUCUUUUAUCAGACCAGAAACUCUUGUCAAAAAAGAUCAAAGGGUUAAUAAGGAAAGUUCUGCAACUGAAAGAAAUGCAUGGAAACCUUUUGGAAACCAAAUUGAGCACACAUGUACUAGAGUGGAUAAACAUCAGGAGGUUUCUCAGGCUAACCCUAAUAUCCUUAUUUCAAAUCAAGACACUUCGCACAAUACUUCUGGUAUUCUAUACAACACCAGUAAAGAUAAGUGUUCUUUUGAAGAAACAUCAGAUACAGGAACAUCUAGCCCUGGUAGCCAGCCGAAGCCACUGGUGUCAUGCCAGGCAAAGCUAACAAGUCAGAUCCUUACCCCUGAAAAUUCUAAAGUUCACCCUAAUUUGAAGGAAACUUGUCUGAGGAUUGAUCCUCCCUGUACAACUGCUAGAGAUGUUCUCUUCAAAUAUUGUAGCACUGGAAUCUCUAAACAAAGCAGUAAACCUCUUGUGAAUUCGAAUUUUAAUCAAAUUUCCUUCAAAUCUGACAUCAAUGACAAUGACAUCAGUGAUGCCACCAUCACUGAAUCUACUGAUGCCACCAUCACUGAAUCUACUGAUGACGAAGAUGAAGUUAGAAGUCCCCAUCCUGCUGAUCUUGAUACCCUUUUUUAUCCUGAGAAUGAAGUAACUGAUAUGAACAACAAAGAGAUUCGAAUCUUGUAUGUUCAAAGUCCCUUAUGUAUCCAAAUGCGUAGAUGCAUGGACGAAGCCUAUGUAGAAAACAUGUUGGGGAUGAUAAACAACAGCUUGGAGCGUGAUCUCCCUGUCCCAGUCUCCCCUCACAGUAUUCAGGUCAACUCACUGUACCUGGCUUGGAUUGACGGAGUGUAUCAGAGAGUCGUUGUAACAAAGAUAACGGAUAAAGCUGCAGUUUUCUGUCCCGAUCUAGGCAUUUAUCAGAGCAUUGAAUUCAACCAGUUAUUCAUGAAAACUGAAAAAAUGUUGCGACAUGCUUGUCACACAUUUAUUUUUAAGAUACGGGGUGUGCUGCCAUUAGACCAUGAAACAUGGACUGAUGCUCGCUUAAAGCUUACCAACCUAGGAAAGGUCUACAAAGUUUUCCUUCGUAAUGUGGAAAAAGGCGAGGAUGGAUUCGUUGGAGAUCUUGAGUUUUUCAAAGAGAAGAACCAGGAAGACAACAAUUCAAUCCUUGAUCCAGUUGAGCCUGGAAUACUAGCUUCUGAUUACCUCACCAGGUAUUCACUAGCAAGGAAGAGUAAGCAAAUCAAGCAGUUUGAGACCAUUAAGCCUCUUCCUCCUGCUCUGCCAGUUACCCCACUUGCUUCAUUAAACACCGGUAUUUCCUAUCCAGACGUUUCAGCUCAAGAAGGAACAAAGUUCUCUGGGAUUAUCUCUGGGAUUGAUGACAACUUCGUAUUCUGGAUAUUACCUAAGUCUCAGUAUAAAAACAGAGACCGUAUCUACAGCAUUACUAGUCACUGUGAGCUGUCCAACUCUGUCCAAAUUUCCAAGGGGGAUAUAUUACUGGACUGUACUGAAGUUGAGUCUCCAGUCCGGGUCAUGAUCGUCAAGAAACUAAAUCACGACAUCUACCAAGUCAUAGAGAUCGACGCAGGAGGCGCGAUUUAUGUUCGCAGCCGAACAACUCUCCGUCAGGUUCCAAAGAAGUUUGAAUCUAUUCCGCCGACGACUGUUCCAGUCCAACUUUAUGGCCUUAAGAAACAAAUAGAUUGUCGGUCUGGGAAGCAGCUUUUGGACAUAGUGAGGAUGGAUCAUCCAUCCUUGUUUUGCGAUGUUCACGUCAAGGUUCCAACCCCUUUAUAUCCCAAGCAAGCUGUUAUACUGAUGGAAGGAGGAGUUAACCUUGCAUUAAGACUAUUAGAGACAAGAGGGUUCAAGUUGUGCUCCGGACUCGAGGAUUGGAUGACAGAAGUGAAAUCAAGUGGACUAGACUGGAUUGAAGGAAACUCUCCAGAACUCUCUUCUCCUCCCCCUUCCUUCUUGCCAUUGCAGGUUGGGAUGGCAUUCAUGAUGACACCGACAUCCUUCCUGGAGAAUAUUUCUAAUGAACCAGUUGAUUCUCACACGAGAGGGCUGAUUGUACAUCCCAUCCCAGCAAGUAAGGAGCUGACCCGUGUGAUCAGCCAGGAGGGGUCGAAGGAGUCCUGGGAGUUAAGUGUGGAACUGGAGAAAUCUAAUCCUUGCGUCUCUAGACUUCACAAAGUCUUCAAUGAAAGGAAGGAGGAAUACAAAACGGUGUCGAUGAGUGAAGCUACCUCGGAAAACUGGAAAGUUGGAAACAAAGUUUUAGCAUUCUUCGAAGAUGAUGAGAAUCCGAAUAUGAAUGAAUGGACUAGAGGGGUGAUAGAAGCUGUAGAUAUCCUUGAGAAAACAGCCAGUGUUUACUUUUCUGAUUACAGAUACAUCGGGACAGAUAUACCGUUCAGAAACCUUCGACCUGCUUCCUGGAAUUAUUUGAUGGAACCCGUUCAAUUCCUAAAAACAAGGUAUGGAAUUCCCCUCGAUCAACAUGAUGCUAAGAUGGUUUUGAAGGAACUAGAAGACACUAGUUCAUAUAAAUUGGCAAAGGUUGAGAGGAUUGAUUAUGAGAAAGAAGAGGUGUUUAUCAAAAUUUUCUCCGUAAAGGUGAAGAAGACAGGCAGUGAAGUUGAAAUCUACAAACUUUAAAUGCUUAUGUCUCUGCGCACAUUGACGUCGAGUUAAGAAUUUUUUUUUGCAACUACCCGAUUACUUCAAAUGUAAAAAUUGAUUUAAACUCUGUACUUAAUUUGAUGUGCGCAAAUUGUUUUGUACCAUACAGAAAAGUUGCAUCGGGUACAAUUACAUACCAUAUAUUUUUUGUGUUUUUUUGUGAUUUAUUAACCAUUACUGAGGUUUAGUUUUUUUGGUCAGUAAACUAAUUUUUUAUGUAAAAUUCAAUUUUGAAAACUAUUGUGCUAUAUUUCCUCUCUCUUUUUGCGUUAGUAGCUAAAGUUUAUUUGUAAAUUGUAAAUUUAAUUUUGAUAUUUUGCAGCAAAACUUCUUUGCUAAUUUUUUUUCAUUUCGAUAAUUUCAGAAUAAAACAUUGCAAAGAGAAUAUUUAGAAUAUUAGAGAGGGUGCUUCUGAUGUUAUGAUUUUCCAGUCAUACGUUAUCUUCCGUUUAGAACUCGUUCCCCUUAUCUUAUUCGUUAUAUGGUAGAUAACAAGCUAACAUGAGAACCUAGAAUUUAGAGACUCGAGGUCUUCUAGAGGUCGUAGUUCAUCAUUAUCUCUCUGCAGCAUGCGGGCUCCUCAACUCACUUGUUAAGUACGUGAAUUUGGUCCAAAGAUACGGGUGUCAAUAACCAGGGGAUUAUAGUGACUUCUUUUAGUCAUCUUAAGCCAACGCGGCAGUUUUUGUAAACAUUGGAGAACGUCGAAAUCUCCGAAAGCUUAUAGUUGAAGGUGAUAAACGAUUCUUAAAAAUCAAAAUCAAAGGACUAGAAGGUGUCUGCUCUCUCUCUUUUUUUUUCUUAAUUUUUCCAGGGGGGCGACGUCCCCCAUUAUUUCCAUGGAUGCCAGAUAUCUCUGUACAGAAAAUCUGCAGAGCAGAGUCUAUGAAUGCAAAGCGGAAGAAUUAUCACAAGAUCUGUUCUGCAAAUGAAAAUCAAGACAGAUAUUGUAAUAUAAGCCCUGAAUUGAUCAUGCCAGAAGAUUAUACAAUUUCAAUAGUUCUUCAUACACACAACAGCUCAAAGGACUACAGAAUCUCAGCUCCAGCUUAUAAAUGGGGAAACUAUCCUUGCAUAACCUGUAAAACUAACCCUCAUUCACACAAGAUCAGAGUAAGAUAUCCAGUACUGGUUUCUAGCUCUAUAUUAAACCGACAUGCGGCCUGUCCCAGGUCGUAUUUACCAGUAUACGAUCCUUACAGGCCCCUACCCUGAGGCUUACAUCUGAUUAUCUAAUAGGGGUGCUGACGGGUCGGGUAACCCCUUUUUCUUCUAAGUUCAUUUAGAGGACAAAUGAGUUCCUUCGGUAUAAAUAAAUAUUAAACAACUGACAGGGCAUGCGAUCGCUAAAUGGAUAUCAAGGAGAUGAGAUCCACAUAGAUUAUCCAACUAUACCAGGAGCAACUGUCCGUGAGCUUGAACAUACCAUUAUGGCGGAGUUUGGAAAUGGUCUUCGUGCUGUAGACGUCCUUUUAGUUGCAGGAUUAAACGACAUUCUUCGAGGUGCUAUAGGUCAUGAAAUAUUAGAAGAUAUUCAACAGUCCAGUGACUCUGUUAGAGCAAUCUCUGCCAAGCCUGGAGAUACGUGUUUAAAGCUCUUCUCUCCUCUUUAAAGGGACAGACCGGCUAUGUAAGGUACAUAGUUAAACUGUGCAGUGUUGUGGGUGGACAAAUUCUUCAGGAUUCAUUUGAUACAUUAAAAACUUUUUUAAGCUCUGUAAAUCCCGAGUUUGAGCGCAAAGCCGACGUUCAUAAUCGUACUUUUUGGUGGAAACGUUUUCAGCAUUAGUGUUUUUUAUUGUUAUUAAAUUACGACGACACAACACAAUUCUUCAGUAAACUGAUCUUAUUCAAUUAUUAGUUUCUAUAGUCACUCAUCAUUCACAAAUAUUUUCUGCAGAUUUUCUGGAAGUUUUAUUUAAAAGACUUUUCCACGCCGUCUUUUUAUUUUAAAUGAAAAGUCAAAACGUUCGCAGAUGUUAAAGAAGCCAAACAUAUUAUACAUUUAUAGAUGAAAAGUUUGUUUGUUUGCCGAAAACGUAAUUGUACAUAAUUAUUCCAUUACAAAUGUGCUGCGAAAAGUAGCUCAUAAUAUAUCAUAUAUUUUCGAAUAUUAUCGAUCAGUAUUAUAUAUUGUUGAUAUUUUGUUAAUUAUUACAUAUUUCUAGUAAAGUCAAUAAGAAGUUUUCCAUGGAUGAGUGGCGUGGCCCCCCAAUUUUUCAGGGGGGAGUCAAUCCCUGCCCCCACCACCACCACAAUAAGUCGCCUCUGUAACCCUCCAUGCCCCUUCCCAGUAAAUAGUCCUUUACAGGCCCUUAACUUUAGUUUCGUAAUUAGGAAUUUUAAAUAAGUUUUAGCUCCGACAUUUCUUAUUUGUUGCAUCAUCCCAGAGUACACUUCAUAAACAGUCAGGUUUCGUAACGAAGAGUUCAAGAUGUAUAUCAAGGAUUCCAUUUUGCAACUUCCUUCGAUGCAUUAUGUUAGAUAAAUCUUCAUGUGAAAUUUUUCCUAAUUCUAUGAAUAAUUUCAGA
Eurytemora carolleeae is the source of this 7731-nucleotide messenger RNA. RefSeq lists its product as uncharacterized. NCBI's taxonomy places the organism in Eukaryota, Metazoa, Arthropoda, Copepoda, Calanoida, Temoridae. The transcript has 25 exons. The record is from RefSeq and is a predicted model, not a curated record. Bases 65 to 5176 code for a protein of 1703 amino acids.